This is a messenger RNA of Anopheles nili, 972 nucleotides long. Its product is annotated as pancreatic lipase-related protein 2-like. NCBI's taxonomy places the organism in Eukaryota, Metazoa, Arthropoda, Insecta, Diptera, Culicidae. Gene Ontology annotation, biological process: lipid metabolic process. The transcript is spliced from 3 exons. Gene Ontology annotation, molecular function: lipase activity. The record is from RefSeq and is a predicted model, not a curated record. The coding region runs from base 1 to 972 and encodes 323 amino acids.
AUGCCACACACUUGCUGGUUACUUAUCCUGGUCGCGGUGCAUAUCGGCCUCGUGGCGCAAGGUGGAGAAGUCGGUGACAUUGAGCUGAAUGAGGUGCGCAUUGGAUUUGGGACAUCGUUCAGUGCGAGACGUGACGUUCGGUUCCACCUGUACACCGUGCUCAAUCGAGUGGAUGCACAUGUGUUCUCCAUCGACACCGUUGACACGUUGAUGCGAUCGUUCUACAACUCCAGCCACCCGGUCAGAAUCAUAAUACACGGGUGGUUCAACAACGCCACCUCACUGGUGAUUCAAGGCAUCAAGGAUGCGUAUCUGGAUGUUGGAAGUUACAACGUGAUCGGUGUUGAUUGGGGUCUCGGUGCAGGGGAUUCGUACUUCCGUGCAUCUCAGUACACGAUAGCCGUGGGUCUUGUGGUGGCGGAUCUGGUCAAUCAGCUCGUUCGCUCGAACCUCACGGAUGUGGAAAGGUUGUACCUGGUGGGCCACAGUUUGGGCGCUCACGUCGCUGGCAAUGCAGGCCACUCGCUGAAGACGCAACAGCUGCAGGUGAUCUACGGGCUCGAUCCGGCCUCCAUAAACUUCUUCCAGGACGAACCGGACACGCGUCUCAGCCCGGAUGAUGCCGCAUACGUCGAGGUCAUCCAUACCAACACACAGUUCUCUGGGUAUCCGGCACCGCUUGGACAUGUCGACUUUUACAUGAACUACGGCCGGAAGCAGCCGGGUUGUAAAACCGACGUUUGUAGCCACGGCCGAUCGACGGAGUACUUCAUCGAAUCGCUGACGAAUGCCACCAAAGGAUUCUGGGGAGUAGGAUGUAACGACUACAGCGAGAUCAAGUCACGCACGUGUUACAACAUCAAGCAGCUGGCGCUGAUGGGAGCCGACUACGGGCAGAAGAAUAUUUCCGCUGGAGUUUACACAGUCGAAACGAUGUCGGAGCCACCGUACGCGAAGGGUUACGUGCACUAG